CGGCGACGAAAGGAACGUAUGCGAGGAUCGGCGCUCGAGACUCCCGCGUAUUAUGCUCGAUUGCUGACUUAUCCGCCACCCUCUCGCGGCCCUAGUCCAUGGUGAGCCGCCCCACGAGCCGGAGGAAGAGCAGCCCGAGGUCCAGCGCGCGCGGCAACAUGGCCAAAGGAAAGCGGCGAACUGACCGUAGCAGCAAGGACGAGAAUGCUGUCCUUAGUCACCUAGAUGGGCCGAAGGGACCCAAGGACUCGAGACUGGAGGCAAAGGUGGUCAACGGUUCCCUCACCAAUGGCAAAUUAGGUCACACUACAAGCACAACGCAGAAGGAAACCAAGAUUACCACCUACUUCUCUCCUUCAAGGUCACCCCCAGCUGCAGAUGAUGCAGAGGGGCCCAGAGGCGAAACACAUGGUGGAGACAGUUGUGAUAUGAAUCCAGAACUAAGUAGUGCCCAGUUGAGUCGUACCCACCCAAGCUCUGCCCCAAGCACCCCAACCAAGAUGAUGAAUGGCCACGCAGAAAGCGCAAAUCUGGUGACAGCCUUUACCACCCCCCCAAAGCGCACAGUCUGCACCCGCAGCCAGGCCCUGAAAGAGUUGCAGCUCCAGACCUCUCCUACAGCUCCUAACUCUGCCAGUGUUCCCUCGAGUCCCAGCCAGGCCGGUGCAACGGCAACGACCCCCAUGGGCCCCAGUACCCCUACCUCACCCACUCCAGCCUCAGCAGGAGAGGAUGGCAGUAGCCCCCACACAGGGCCACCCACACCCCACAAGAUCCAGGCACUCAAUGAAGAGAGGCUAAGACUAGACUCACCUCUGUCCCCAUCCUCAGCUUUAUCCAAGCUAAAGCUCUCCCUGACACCAAAGAAGCUAACCUUUAAUGGAAAAACUACAAAGGCUAGGAAAAAGCUGCCUGUGCAGAGCAACACCACCAGGACAGCUACGCACGCAAAGCCCGAAAAGCCAGCCAAGAGUACCACAACUACCAAGACCCAAGCCAAUGGGGAAGCCAAAUCAAACCUUCGCAGUACACAGAUGACCGAGUACUUCCCCAUAAGGAGGUCAGAGAGAAAGCCAAAGACCACACUGCUUCAGGAGCGGCAGAAGGCCAUAGAGGAAAGGAUAAUUAGUGGAUCUGAAGAAGGGCUCACUGUCAAGCAUUUUGGAGCAAAGGGCCGUGGUGUAAUAACAACAAGAAAGUUUGCCAAAGGAGAGUUUGUGGUAGAAUACAUAGGUGACCUUAUAGAUAUGCAGGAAGCCAAAGAGAGGGAGAAGAUUUAUGCACAAGAUGCCUCCAAAGGUUGUUAUAACUACUACUUCACUUUUCAGAAUCAGCAGUACUGCAUUGAUGCAACAGAAGAGAGCGGCUACCUAGGGCGGCUGGUGAAUCACAGCCGAAAUGGCAACCUGGUCCCUAAGGCAGUGGAAGUGAAUGGAAGGCCACACUUGAUCCUUUUGGCCAAGCAUGACCUGGAGCCAAGCAUCGAACUCUUAUAUGACUAUGGGGACCGCUCGAAAGAGGCUCUGGAACAUCAUCCGUGGCUAGCUUCGUGAUUUCCAGCUAGGUGUCAAUAGGGAGAGAUGGGUUUAAUAUAUUUUGUCAAUUUGAGGUUCACAGGGGUUCAGCUACACUUGCUAGCAAGGUUUUGUUUUCUUGACAGUAUUAAAUAAAACUGCUUGAAAGUCGUCUCGAAAAACUUGAGAGGCAAUCCGAGAAAUAGGAAGAAAGGAAGUUGAUAUUGUUAUGAUUUCACAUACAUUUUCCUUUUCAUAUUUUCUCCAGUGAUGUUUGAAAAGGAAAAUGGAACUGGUUGUGCAUAUUGUUUUAGAAUAGAUGGAUUUUUCAUGUGUUAUGAAAGGAUGUUAAGGUAGCUCUACCCCUGUAACCUGCAAGCUGUGAUGUGUUUGUCACCUCUACUAUACUGCCAGUCUCUGAUGCUCUUGUCCUUGCACACAGCAUAGAUUUAUCGCAUCAGGUCACCUCUUGAAGUUGGUCUGGUGGUGUGCAAAGGCUAUUAUUAUACUGUAAUUUUUAGGUCAGUAGAACUAUUUUGAAUUACUACUACUUGUAAUAUCUGUUUUAAUGAGAAGGGACUGUAUCUGUCUCAUUUUUAACAGCUGCACUUUUGAGACCAAAUAGUUGUUAUUAUGGGUUUGGAAUGAGCCAAGUGUGGAGUCUUAGGCUUUUUAGAUGCCUCUGGCACAAAUAUCGACAAACCUGCAAGGCUGUCGGACUUGGAAGAAGCCGUAGUCUUGCCUAUGCUUUUGUUAGCAGCAGGAUCAUUUGCCUGAAGAUUAGCAGUUACUUAAGAAUUAUUUAUAAUAAGUGAAUGGUGAAAGAGAAACUGUGUAAAGCAGUACUUAUUCAUUGUGCGAGUGCAAGUGCAAGGCAGGUGAGAUGGUGAUGGUUCUGGAACGUAUCAUUCAGAACUUGGAAGCGAAUGAGCCGAGAUCCUCAAGAGAGUGUGUGUGACUGGACCCUGAUUUUUAUUAUUUAUUUUUGACUAGUGUAUUUUGCAGUACUACGUGUGAGCUGACUUUAGCAUUUAUACAAAAGACAAGAAGGUUUGGACUGUCUUGAGUUUUGAUCUCACAUUUUUUCAUAGGUAGAUUGACUUUUUCAACAUUUAUUAGUGGAUGGAUAAUACCUAUGUCUCAAAUGGUGGUAAACAUCAGUGACUUGUCUCUAAUUUCAUUUCACAUGCUUUGUUGUCAUAAACAACCAUCAUGCAAAGAAACUACUAGUUUUUAAACAUGUGGACAGCAGAGAAUGGAAGAUAUUGAGUUUGUAUAUUGUUUAGUCAUGUGUAUAGAUGAGUUUUUAAGUUGUGUAAUUUGCUGGUAAGAAUGACAUUUAAACAUGGAGAUCCAAUGUGCUUGAUGGCACCCAAGAAAGGUCUCUUGGGGCCUCCUCUGAGUGCAGAGUUCCUAUGUUGAAUUUAAAACUGUUUACUAUUUUAGGAGUUUGGGAUUUAGGGAAGAAGGGUUUGCAUUUCUACCUGUGACUAUCAGAGCCCAGCACUGUGAAGACUGCAGGGAGCAUGUGAGCAUUGACCAGUUAUCCUCAAAGGGAUUGUAAACACUAAUGACAGUGAUUGUGAAAUGUGCUGAUGAAGGUACCAAUGAUGAUUUUAGCAAAUAUAUUUUGUCAGAGGAGAGGA
Messenger RNA from Penaeus indicus, 3160 nucleotides. RefSeq names its product N-lysine methyltransferase KMT5A-A-like (gene Set8). Bases 99 to 1553 code for a protein of 484 amino acids. Gene Ontology annotation, molecular function: transcription regulator activity; protein binding; histone H4K20 methyltransferase activity. The transcript has 6 exons. Gene Ontology annotation, biological process: regulation of DNA damage response, signal transduction by p53 class mediator; regulation of transcription by RNA polymerase II. Gene Ontology annotation, cellular component: polytene chromosome; nucleus. The record is from RefSeq and is a predicted model, not a curated record. Lineage: Eukaryota; Metazoa; Arthropoda; Malacostraca; Decapoda; Penaeidae.